AUGAAUCCCAUUCUGCCUCCAGAUCUCACCAUCGUCCUGCUGGGAAAAACAGGAGCUGGUAAAAGUGCUUCAGGAAACACCAUCCUGGGGCGAAAGGUGUUUGAGUCGAAGCUGGCCUUUAAACCAGUGACAAAAGAAAUCUCUGAACAAGAAGGAAAUGUGUUUGGAAAACAGAUCUCAGUGUUUGACACUCCAGGAAUAUUAGACACCGAGGACACAGACGAGAUUAGAGACUUGUGUCAGGAGCUCCUGCAGUCGUCCAGACGCUGUCUGUUCCUGGUGGUGAUCAGACUUGGACGAUUCAGACCAAUGGACCUGUUGGCUGUGAAGGAGGCUCAGAGAGUCCUCGGGUAUCAGGGGAUGAAAAAGAGUUACCUGCUCUUCACUGGUGGAGAUGCUUUAAAGGGCAGGACACUGAAGGAGUUCAUCUUUUAUGAUAGAGAUGAAGGUAGGCUUCCAUACGUUGUGACAAUGUUCGGAGGGGCGUUUCACAUCUUCAACAAUGAAGAUGACAACGAAGAACAAGUCCGACAGCUGCUGCUGAAGUCAGGCCACUUCAGCCCCCUGGACCUGACUGAUCCAGCAGAUCUCACCAUCGUCCUGCUUGGACAAACAGGAGUCGGUAAAAGUGCUUCAGGAAACACCAUCCUGGGGCGAGAGGCGUUUGAGUUGAAGUUGUUCUUUAUGUCAGUGAUGAAAGAAAUCUCUGAACAAGAAGGAAAUGUGUUUGGAAAACAGAUCUCAGUGUUUGAAACUCCAGGAAUAUUAGAUUCCAACAGAGGCAGGAUUAGAGACUUGUGUCAGGAGCUCCUGCAGUCGUCCAGACGCUGUCUGUUUCUGGUGGUGAUCAGAGUUGGACGGUUCACAGACGAGGAGCUGAAGGCUGUGAAGGAGGCUCACAGAGUCCUCGGGGAUCAGGGGGUAGAAAAGAGUUACCUGCUCUUCACUGGUGGAGAUACUUUAAAGGGCACAACACUGGAGGAGUUCAUCUUUCAAGAUGGAGAUGAAGGUAUGCUUCCGGAUGUUGUUAAAAUGUUUGGAGGGGCGUUUCACCUCUUCAACAAUAAAGAAGACAACGAAGAACAAGUCAGACAGCUGCUGCUGAAGUCAGGCCACCUCAGCCUCCAGGACCAGCCUGAUCCAACAGCUGAUGUUUCCAUGAACCGGAGGGUCGUGCUGAUUGGUCUACCUGGAGCUGGAAGGAGUUCCUCAGGGAACACCAUCUUAGGGACUGAGAGGUUCAGAUCAGCUGCUGGCUUUGAACCCGUCAGUACAGAGACUGUCUCUGAGUCUGCAGUGGUGGAGGGUCGAAGGGUCACAGUGGUGGAUACUCCAGGAUUCACCAAUGAAGUUCUGACCCCAGAGCUGCUGUACCUGGAGAUCAUGAAGUCAGUAAUAACAGCCAGUCCAGGACCACACGCCUUCGUCAUCGUGAUCAAAAUUGACAGAAUCAGAGAUGUUAAACUGUUUGAUGUACUUAAAAAACUGUUCAGCAGUGAGGCUCAUAAGUACACCAUGGUCCUGUUCACUAAUGGAGACGAGUUAGAAGGCCAGACCAUUGAGGAUGUGAUCCAGUCCAACAGCGAUGUGUCAGACCUGGUCUCCAGGUGUGAUGGAAGGUUCUGUGUGUUUGAUAACAAAACACAAAGAAGCAGAGAGCAGGUCAGAAAGUUCCUGAAUCUAAUAGAUGAGAUGGUCUCAGCUAACGGUGGAGGACACUACACAGAUGAGAUGUUCAGGAUGGCCGAGACGUUCUUGAGAGAGGAAAGGAACCGGGCAGCUGCAGAAGCAGCUAAGAAAAAAGCUGAGGAAGAAGCUGCUUUCUCAGCUGCUGUUAAGAAAGAAGCUAAGAAAGAAGCUAAGAAAGCAGGAGCAGCACAGGCGGAGUACCCGGCCUUCUUGGAGUCUCCGGGUGGUGUCCUGCAGGGGAACCACCCGGAGACUCUAUAG
Molecule: messenger RNA, 1950 nt
Organism: Centropristis striata (black sea bass)
Lineage: Eukaryota; Metazoa; Chordata; Actinopteri; Perciformes; Serranidae
Product: GTPase IMAP family member 8-like
Exons: 4
Coding region: 1-1950 (649 amino acids)
Molecular function (GO): GTP binding
Source: RefSeq, a predicted model, not a curated record